Molecule: messenger RNA, 1411 nt
Organism: Eucalyptus grandis
Lineage: Eukaryota; Viridiplantae; Streptophyta; Magnoliopsida; Myrtales; Myrtaceae
Exons: 3
Coding region: 175-1284 (369 amino acids)
Cellular component (GO): cell wall; plasma membrane
Source: RefSeq, a predicted model, not a curated record
CGCGCAACAGAAGAAAAUGCUACAGUCACCCCAGUAACCCAGCAAGGGCCAUGCUUCCUCAACGUGAUUUGUGCUAAUUGCAAACCCUUUUUCUCUCUCUCUCUAUAAAACCUAGUCACCCCUCAACUUCUUUCCUCCAUACUAAGCUCAUCUCUCCUCUCUUUCCUCUGAGAAAUGGCUGUAACGAGCUCAGCGGUGCUUGCUUUCUUGCUGCUGAUAGCUGCUUCUGCUUUUGCAGCUCCACCUCCACCUUCGGAAGGGCUUUUACCAAAUGGCAACUUUGAAGACCCGCCGAAACGCACUGACCUCAAGAAGACAGUAAUCCAGGGCAAGAAUGGCUUGCCCAAGUGGGAAAUCAACGGCCUCGUCGAGUACAUCUCCGGUGGUCCCCAGCCGGGCGGUAUGUUCUUUGCCGUUGCACACGGUGUCCACGCCGUCAGGCUCGGCAACGACGCCUCCAUCUCACAGUCCAUACCGGUCAAACCGGGAUCUCUGUACGCGCUCACGUUCGGAGCGUCAAGAACCUGCGCACAGGAUGAGGUGCUGAGAGUGUCCGUGCAUCCACAGACAGGGGAUCUUCCUCUGCAGACGCUCUACAGCAGCAAUGGCGGGGACACGUAUGCUUGGGGGUUUAGGGCUGCUUCGAAUGUGGCUAAGGUGGUGUUUCACAAUCCUGGAGUUCAGGAGGAUCCUGCCUGUGGCCCACUCUUGGAUGCUGUAGCCAUCAAGGAGCUCUUUCCUCCCAGGCCAACAAGAGAUAACUUGGUGAAGAACGCCGGAUUUGAGGAGGGUCCCCACCGCCUGAUCAAUUCAUCCAAUGGUGUACUCCUCCCCCCAAGACAGGAGGAUCUCACAUCUCCCCUUCCUGGUUGGAUCAUUGAAUCGCUCAAGGCAGUGAAGUUCAUAGACAAGAAGCACUUCAACGUCCCCUUUGGACUCGCAGCAGUUGAGCUAGUUGCAGGAAGAGAAAGUGCGAUUGCCCAAAUUAUAAGAACCCUCCCCAGUAAAUGCUACAAUCUCACCUUUGCCGUUGGAGACGCGAGGAACGGCUGCCAUGGGUCGAUGAUGGUGGAAGCUUUUGCUGCUAAAGACACCCUCAAAGUCCCUUUCCAAUCGCAAGGGAAGGGGAGGUUCAAGACCGCAAGCUUAAAGUUCAAAGCACUUUCAGCAAGGACAAGGCUCACUUUCUUCAGUUCAUUCUACCACACCAGAAUCGACGACUUUGGCUCUCUGUGUGGCCCCGUGCUUGAUGAAGUUAGAGUUGUCCCUCUGUCUAGAUGUUGAGACAGAAAACCGAAUGAUUUUCAGAAAAAAACUUCGUGGAGACUUCUUAAGGAGUUCUAAUAGGCGUGUCUUGUGUGUUGACAUUUGAUUGAGGCAAAUUUUCUGCUUUAGCGCUUGCUUGUCGUUA